This is a messenger RNA of Siniperca chuatsi (mandarin fish), 1942 nucleotides long. It is a transcript of the gene bicdl2, whose product is annotated as BICD family like cargo adaptor 2. The record is from RefSeq and is a predicted model, not a curated record. Gene Ontology annotation, biological process: Golgi to secretory granule transport; vesicle transport along microtubule. The transcript is spliced from 10 exons. Bases 413 to 1729 code for a protein of 438 amino acids. NCBI's taxonomy places the organism in Eukaryota, Metazoa, Chordata, Actinopteri, Centrarchiformes, Sinipercidae.
CCACUGUCAAGGAAACCAGCUGAGCCUCUCUUGUGCAAACACUCCCAAACACACACAUACACUUGCACACUCACACACACUCACCAAACAGGAAGACUAUUACCUGUUUGGUGUGAGUUGGCUGGGAGCUGUCAGAGUUAUCUGUGAAGAAGAGAAAAGUCGAUUUGAAUGAUACCAGCAUAAGGAUCAUUGGCACCACAGUGAGGAACAAGUUUAGCAGAGACAUACUCCGGAUUACAAAAUUGGAAAAUAAACUCAUCAAACCACCACAGACCAGACCGUCAAGAAACAGAAAAGGACUUUACAAAAGUUCAUGGCUGUCCACCUGCCACUUGUGUGAGUGUGGAUUACAAGUCCAAGGACCUGGGAUGAUGCUUUCUAACUGACUCCUACAAGCCUGCAACUGUCAACAAUGUUCACCCCCAAGAAAAACAGUCUUCCCUCCCCGUGCCUGGAGGACUCCUUCUUCCCUCUCUCCUCAUCCUCCACAGUCUCACUCUCCUUUGCUCUCCCCUCAUCCACAUCGUCCCCUGGCAGCAGUGACAGCGGAGGAGGGAUAGAGACGGAUCUGAUACUAGCUGCAGAGCUGGGACAGGCUUUACUGGAGAAGAAUGAGGAGCUGGCAACCACAGUGGAGCAGAGGGAGAGGGAGGUGGAGGCUUUACAGCAGGAGAAGCAUGUUCUUCAGAGGAAGCUGGAGAUGAAUGAACUGACAUCUGGGCAGAGAGAGGCAGAGCUGACAGCAGAUUUAGCUGCCUUAAGGGCUGAGCUGGAGCGACAUCACAGCCAGGGACGCGACCGACGAAAGGAUGAGAGUGAACAGCUGACUCAGUUAGCCAACCAUAACCAACGCUUGGUGGAGCAGCUAGCAGAGGCUGUAACACUGGAACACACCUUGAGGACUGAGCUUCGUUCCCUCAGAGAAGAGAUGGAAGAAUCAUCUUUCAGCCGAAAUAUCAACUUCACACAAUUACAGAACAUACAUGCAGAGAACAGAGUUUUGCUGGAGCGGCUGUCGCACAUGGAAGCACAACUAAAAGGAUCACAGGAGCACAGCAAUAGACUCUACAUUGAGAGAGAGCAACUGAGAGAUAGACUGUCAGAACUACAAACGAAACUGAGAGAGAAAGAAGCAGAGAUAGAGCAGGAGCAGGGAGUGGUGUUUGAGUUGAGAACCGUGAAUCGCUCUCUACAGCAGAACGCUCUGAACCUAGGAGAAGAGAACAUUCUGGACAGUAGACACACACAACCUUUGUCACUGCUUAGUGAAAUUCAGCAAUCACAGACUAAAGAAGCUCUUCUAGCUCACUCCACAGUCCUGCAAGCAAGAGAUGAAGAGAUACGAGCACUCGCAGAGGAGCUACAAUCUCAACGAGAGGAGCUGGAGUCUUUGAGGGAAGAAAUCAAGCCAUUUAGAAGCAGUCCUGGAAUGCCAAGCUACAGUUCUUUAGAGAGUGAACUGGCCACGAUGCGUCAGGAGAAAGAAACACUAACUCAGCAGCUUCUCAACACCAUCAAACACAAGGUGGUGCUGUCUCAAGAGCUGGAGGCCUGGCAGGAGGACAUGCGGUUGGUGAUCAAUCAACAGGUGCAGCAAAGGGAGGAGGAGAGACAGAGGGAAAAACAGCAAGAGAAAGACAACACAGUAGGAUUCCAAAGAAGCAAGUCUUUGAGAGUGAAAGGAGAAGGAGGGAAAGGAUUCUUCUCUUCCUUUUUCAAAGACAAAUGACAAAGAAAAGAGGCAUCGGUUAAACGGAGUAUCAGCCUUUAUCUUUGCCACUGUGAGCUUAUUCUGCCAGAUAAUGUACAGUGUAAUCUGUUAUCAGCAUCAACAAAUGAAAUGUUUACAUACCUCAUAUUUGAAUAUAUUUGUAUAUAUAUAUGUACAGUAUAUCAGUAAUUUCAGUUUUUAGGACUUUGUAUUAAAACUUUAAAGCCACCA